Molecule: messenger RNA, 1381 nt
Organism: Asterias rubens (European starfish)
Lineage: Eukaryota; Metazoa; Echinodermata; Asteroidea; Forcipulatida; Asteriidae
Product: OV-16 antigen-like
Exons: 4
Coding region: 194-1105 (303 amino acids)
Source: RefSeq, a predicted model, not a curated record
UUGUUAACUGUUUGCCAUUCUGAACAAUAGGUGACAAUGCUUUAUUGUUGAAAGAGUUAUUUGUGACGCAGAGUUGUCUGCAAAUACAUGCUGCCUGAUAAAAACCAAGUUUGCUUAGUGUUUGAAAGGAACUUUUUAAAUCACCGCUGGUGGAUAUCUUUUGAGUGGUUCUUCCAUGUUAGCGUAAAGCAUCAUGGCGCAGUUUAAUUGUUUCCAGCUAAUUGUUUUAGUCGGUAUCUUCUCGCAGCGUCUCGCCGUGGCAAACGACGAGGCAGCACCCCCGAUACCAGCCAGUGCAGACCCGUGCGUACUGGGAACUAUUCUGGUUGUUCAUUACCCGGGCUUCGGUGAUGACUGCGGGGAGACCGUCAACUUGGACUUGGUGUACGAAGGAGAACCAACCCUGGUGUCGUUUGCCGCUGCAGACACGAGCAAGAUGUACACGCUGAUGAUGGUAGAUCCAGACGCACCCGAUGCCAUCGAUCCCCAAUUUGCAUACUACCUCCACUGGCUCGUCGUCAACAUAGCGGGUACAGAUCUGGCCAAUGGGAUCUUUGCGAAUGGAGAUGCACUCACACCUUACGAACAUCCAUUACCACCAGAGGGUAGUGGGUUCCAUCGCUACCAGUUCUUCGUGUUCGCACAGGCAAGUCACCUAACCAUCGACGCCCCUAACGGCAGGGGAUUUUUUGACGUCGGCGCGUUCAUGACAAGCAACAAUCUCGCUGAUCCCGUCGCGGGGUACCAGUAUCUGACUGAGGAACCAAGAAUUUGGCCGGGACUACCAACUGUUAAACCCGCCACAACCGAAGCUCCGGCUACAACUGCCUCGACCCCUGCACCUAUUCCGAAAGACGAGGCCACAGCUACUGCUCCUGUUGUUCCGGAUGACGAGGCCACAGCUACUGCUCCUGUUGUUCCGGAUGACGAGGCCACAGCUACUACUCCUGUUGUUCCGGAUGACGAGGCCACAGCUACUACUCCUGUUGUUCCGGAUGACGAGGCCACAGCUACUACUCCAGCCGCCGGGGCAGCCAUUUUAAAAGGAAACAAGGCUGUGCUGGUUUUAAUGGCAAUAGUUGCGGUGUUUCAAAUUGCACGAUAAAACUUAGGAAACAGAACGAAAUACAGCAACCAUAUUUUUGUUCACUUCUUUUCUAUCAAAUUAAGAAAUAAUUCCAGUCUAGUUGCUUUUUAGGAUAAUUCAAGGUGGAUUAUACUAAAACAAGAUUUCCUAAACUUCUUUAACAACGAGCAGAACAAUUAACAUAAUAUUGUUAAAUAGAUACACAUCUGGCGUUAUUGUUGUCUUAAAGGCAGUGGACACUAUUGGUAAUUACUCAAAAUAAUUAUUAGCAUAUAAUAAACAGAAAAGGCCCCA